ACUUACCUUCUUCUUCUUCUUCUUCUUCACAUAAACCCUAAAACCCCUUCUCUCUCGCUCUCUGCAAAUCUGUGAGCAUGUUCUCGCCACUGACAAAGAGAGCUAAGCAAAGCUCUCUUCAUGACAGAACUCCACGCCAUCGAGUCGCUCCGCCGGAUUCUCCAGUAACUCCGGCAAUUAACAAUCGCGAAUUGGCUCACCGUGAAAAUAAUACCUCAGAUCGUCCCGCCACUGGAACCCCUGCUCCUUGGGCUCCUCGUUUGUCGGUUCUCGCCAGAGUUUCUCCUGUCAACAUUGGUGAAAAAGGAGAUGACACAGACCAAUUAAAGCCUGUAUUCGUUGGAGAAUUUCCGCAAUUGGUUCGAGAUGAACAAACCUGCUUCUCGAGGAAUCAUAGUCAUCCUGGUGAUAUAUGUGUUGCCGGUGGAAUGGACAGAGAAACCUGCCUUUCUUGGUUUAUCACUGGAAGUAAGCUUUUUGUUUGGAGUCACUUGACAACCUUACCAUCAAGGAAAUGUGUUGCUCUUGAACUUCCUUUUGGUGUUUUGGGAAAUGAAGAGUCUGGUAGUGCUUUACAAGAUGGAAAAAGCUGGUUGAUUAGUGUUGUCCCUUGGGAUACUUCUGCUGCUGCAGCAAGCAUACGAUCUCGUAGUCCUGUUGGUAUUGUGAUGUGUAACAGAAAAACUCGAGCUGUUGUGUACUGGUCAGACAUCUUUUCUGGUCAGGAACCUGCCCCUGUUACUAAUCUUGGAUCUUCUGACGAAACUGGUGCGUAUAGUUCACCUGUAGGUAGAAAAAGCUCGCGAUUUAGCAAGAAACGAAGCAAUGGGAUUAGAAGCACUAGAGCAGGAUAUAGUGAUCUUAAUUCUUUGAUUACUACCUCAGUUAGUACAACUGAGCGCCUUUGUAUUGCUAUCGCAUGCAGUUCUAAUGGUGAGCUAUGGCAAUUUACUUGUAGCCCUACAGGGGUGAAAAGUAAUCAAGUACACUUGAACAUCAGCUCUUCCUCCAUAAGUGAGGGCUAUCCAAGGUCCCUGAUCUGGCGUUUUUCACAAGGAUUGGCUAGAGAGUCGUGUUGGGAAUUUUUCAUGUUGACAGACUGUGACAUACAUUGUUUUACGGUUACACCUUAUCCUGAUCUGACUGUUUCGAAAGUCUGGCAUCAUGAGAUUGUUGGCACUGAUGGGGAUUCUGGUAUUAAGAAAGAUUUAGCAAGUCAAAAGCAAAUUUGGCCUCUAGAUCUUCAGGUGGAUGAUCAGGGUAAAUUGAUUACCGUUCUUGUUGCCACUAUCUGCAUGGACCGCGCCAGCAGUUCAAGCUAUACACAAUAUUCUCUUUUAACCUUGCAACAUAAAACUGAGUCGAGAUUUGCAGAUGGCAGAGAGGAAAAAGUUCUGGAGAAACAGGCUCCAAUCCAAGUCAUAAUCCCAAAAGCAAGAGUGGAGGAUAAAGACUUCUUAUUUUCUAUGAAACUCAGAGUUGGUGGUAGACCGCCAGGGUCAGCUAUAAUUCUUUCAGGUGAUGGAACAGCCACAGUCUGCUACUGUCAUGGUAAUUCUACCCGGCUCUACAAGUUUGAUUUACCUUAUGAUGCUGGCAAGGUCUUGGAUGCUUCAGUUCUUUCCUCAACGGAUGAACAUGAAUAUGGUGCAUGGACUGUGAUAACUGAGAAAGCUGGAGUGUGGGCUAUACCGGAGAAAGCAGUCAUGCUUGGUGGAGUUGAACCUCCAGAGAGAAGUUUGUCACGCAAAGGGAGCUCCAAUGAGAGGUCACGAGAUGAGUCAAGGGGCACACCACAUGGUGUUGAUAUAAUUGCUAGAAGGGAGAAUUCUGAUUUACAGAAUAGUGGAGACAAAGGAAACCCGAAAAUGGGUUUUACUCGUCAAACAGCCCAUGAUGAAGAGUCAGAAGCUUUGCUUGGUCUGCUCUUUGAGGAUUUUUUGUUAUCUGAGAAAGUUGAUGGAUCUUUGGAGAAGCUUAGUCAAUCUGGUGCAUUUGAUAGGGAUGGAGAGACCAAUGUUUUUGCUCGCAAAAGCAAAUCUAUAGUUGACACAUUAGCUAAGCAUUGGACAACAACUAGAGGUGCAGAGAUAGUAGCGAUGACUGUUAUAUCUGCACAAUUGGUCGAGAAACAACAGAAGCAUGAGAAAUUUCUACACUUUCUUGCUCUAUCCAAAUGCCACGAGGAGUUGUGUUCUAAACAGAGACAUUCUUUGCAAAUAAUUAUGGAAAAUGGUGAAAAACUUGCUGCAAUGAUUCAACUCCGGGAACUGCAAAAUUCGAUUAACCAGAGCCGCUCAGCCAGAUUUGGCUCGCCGCAUGCUGGCUCAGAGGAUCAAGUUUCAUGUGCACUUUGGGAUCUUAUUCAAUUUGUAGGGGAAAGAGCCCGGCGAAAUACAGUUCUUCUGAUGGAUAGAGAUAAUGCUGAAGUUUUUUACAGCAAGGUAUCUGAACUUGAGGAAGUAUUUUAUUGCCUGAACAAGCAACUAGAAUACAUUAUAAGAGUUGAACAACCACUGGGAAUUCAAGUGCAGAGAGCCUGUGAACUCUCAAACGCAUGUGUUACAAUUCUUCAGACUGCCUUGGAUUACAAAAAUGAUCAUCAGAUGUGGUAUCCACCACUUGAAGGUUUACUACCUUGGCAUUCUCAGCCUGUUGUGUGUAAUGGACUGUGGUGCAUUGCGUCUUUUAUGCUUCGUCUGUUAACUGAGGCAUCUAGGAUUGAUAUCUCUGCUAAAUCAGAUAUAUACAUCCAUCUUGAAGUGCUUGCUGAAGUUUUACUUGAGGCUUGUGCGGGUUCUACCACUGCUAAAUUGGAGCGAGAAGAAGAGCAUAAAGCUCUGCUUGAUGAGUACUGGAUUCGGCGAGACACCAUUUUCGACUGUCUUUAUCAGCAAGCUAAAGAGUUUAUGGAAGCAGAUUUUCAGGGCGUCAAAGAAAGAACCGAAGGAACAGAUGAAGAUAUUUUCAGAAACCGUUGUUCAAAUUUGCUUUCCAUUGCAAAGCGGCAUGCAGGAUAUAAAAUUAUGUGGAAGAUGUGUUAUGAUCUCAAUGAUACUGUGCUGCUCAGAAACUUAAUGCAUGAGGGUGUGGGACCACAAGGAGGGUUCAGUUAUUUCGUGUUCCAGCAACUCUAUAGUAUGAAACAGUUUUCCAAGCUUCUACGGCUUGGAGAAGAAUUCCAGGACGAGCUAUUGAUAUUUCUAAAGCGCCAUUCUGAUCUGCUGUGGCUUCAUAAGGUGUUUCUUCAUCAAUUUUCAUCGGCCUCUGACACUCUUCAUGCAUUGGCUCUAGCGCAAAAUGAAGAGUCUAUGAUAGCUAUUGAAGAAAGAACGGUGUCAGAACCUGAAGAUGCACAACCAACAUUUGCAGACCGCAAGCGGUUUCUGAACCUUUCAAAGAUAGCAUAUGUGGCAGAUAAGGAUGCUGAUUUCAAACUGAAAGUGACGCGCAUUGAAGCAGACCUCAAGUUACUGAAGCUGCAGGAGGAAUUAACUAAAGCUCUUCCAAGCAAUGAAAACACUAGAAACCGGCUGUUCCGGCCAGAGGAGCUCAUCGAAAUUUGUCUCAGUAUCCAGGGCCGAUGGACAGCUAUAAAGGCAUUCGAGGUGUUUGCAUGGACGAGCAUUUCGUUCCGUGAGAAUCAUAGGAGUCUCUUGGAAGAAUGCUGGAGAAAUGCUGUGGAUCAAGACGACUGGGACAGGCUCCAUCAAGCCUCUACGAAUGAAGGUUGGAGCGACAAAGAAACAUUACAGAAUCUAAGGAACACGGCGCUUUUCCAGGCUUCCAAAAGGUGUUAUGGACCAACCCGAGUCAACCAAUUUGAUGGCGAUUUUGCACAAGUCCUUCCCUUGAGACGAGAGAACGCUGAAGAUUCAACUUCUUCCGUAGAGGAUGUGUUGAUGAGCCACAAAGAUUUCGCUGAGGCGGGGAAACUAAUGUUAACUGCAAUCAUGCUGGGUUGUGUAGAAGAAGAAGGUAUCGUAGCAGAAGAUCUCUCAUCUCCAAUGGAGUCAUUUAAUAUGUAAAUGAUUUUGAGGGGAUAGCCAUUGAGUUGAAGAUGAUUGUGUUGUACCUUUGAUGGUAACUUAUUUGGAAUGAGAUGUUGUAACUGAAGCCGACGUACUUGCCCCUUUUUCUAGCCUUCUUUUUCUUUUUUUUUUUGUUUAUAAUUGCUUGAUGCCAUUUUCUCCAAGUUUCAUUCUAAU
Messenger RNA from Eutrema salsugineum, 4208 nucleotides. Its product is annotated as nuclear pore complex protein NUP133. The record is from RefSeq and is a predicted model, not a curated record. The transcript has 8 exons. The coding region runs from base 78 to 4028 and encodes 1316 amino acids. Gene Ontology annotation, molecular function: structural constituent of nuclear pore; protein binding. Gene Ontology annotation, cellular component: nuclear pore outer ring. Gene Ontology annotation, biological process: protein import into nucleus; poly(A)+ mRNA export from nucleus; transcription-dependent tethering of RNA polymerase II gene DNA at nuclear periphery. NCBI's taxonomy places the organism in Eukaryota, Viridiplantae, Streptophyta, Magnoliopsida, Brassicales, Brassicaceae.